AUGAAGAGGAAGCGAGAAGAAGGGGACGACCAGGUGGCUGAAGUUGAAGAUGGAAGCCCACCAUCACUCCUGUUAUCCAUGCCCGAUCUUGUGCACUACGAACUAAUGGCGUGGCUUGACGUGGCAUCAGCGCUGAGCGUGGCUGGCACCUGUCGCAAGGGGCGAGCGCUCGUGCUGCAUCACCACAAGGCCGCCCAGCUUGUGGUGGGCUUCUUGGUGCGCCACCUACUGUCCGUCGCCGCACGCUACACCAGCUUUUACGAAAGGUUGGAGCUCUCCUAUGCGGCGCAGGCCCUGGCCCGCCGGUUGCCUCUGCCCAACCUCGCCCUCGAUGACAGUGGCAUCGGCCCGAAUGGCCAGUCGGUGGGCGAUGAUUGCGGUCAGGAGAACGAAAGUGAAGAAGGAGAAGAAGAGUCGGAAGACAUGCGAAUCGAGGAGGAAGAGUUCAAGAUGCUUCUGGAAGAGGGGAAGACUUACGUCGAACGGCCGGUGCCGCCACACCCGCGACACGGCCUACUGGACAUGCUCGACGCCGUGUGGGUGCGCAUCACUGCACGAUUGCGGCAACACAAGAUCGAGCAAGAGGAGUACUGGGGCGAGUACCGUGGCUUCCGCCAUCCACCCGCCAGCGAGCUCGUCGAGAUAACAUCGUCUGCAAUUGUGUUGGCUAGAGACGUGGACCUGGGAAUGCUGUGGGGGUGUUCAAGGUUGCUUGACGUGGCAUCAGCGCUGAGCGUGGCUGGCACCUGUCGCAAGGGGCGAGCGCUCGUGCUGCGUCACCACAAGGCCGCCCAGCUUGUGGUGGGCUUCUUGGUGCGCCACCUACUGUCCGUCGCCGCACGCUACACCAGCUUUUACGAAAGGUUGGAGCUCUCCUAUGCGGCGCAGGCCCUGGCCCGCCGGUUGCCUCUGCCCAACCUCGCCCUCGAUGACAGUGGCAUCGGCCCGAAUGGCCAGUCGGUGGGCGAUGAUUGCGGUCAGGAGAACGAAAGUGAAGAAGGAGAAGAAGAGUCGGAAGACAUGCGAAUCGAGGAGGAAGAGUUCAAGAUGCUUCUGGAAGAGGGGAAGACUUACGUCGAACGACCGUUGCCGCCACACCCGCGACACGGCCUACUGGACAUGCUCGACGCCGUGUGGGUGCGCAUCACUGCACGAUUGCGGCAACACAAGAUCGAGCAAGAGGAGUACUGGGGCGAGUACCGUGGCUUCCGCCAACCACCCGCCAGCGAGCUCGCCGAGAUAGGGCUCGUCCUCACCAUCAGGGGUCGUGCCCUCAGUCUCGCUCUCGCUCACCCCUUCUUCUUCCUUGGCGGAAUGAGCGUGGCACUUUGUGCCUGCUGGAGGACGGCGACGAGCGGCAAAGCGGCGCUCAUCAUAGCACUUGGGGUCAGGUGA
Molecule: messenger RNA, 1395 nt
Organism: Acanthamoeba castellanii str. Neff
Lineage: Eukaryota; Discosea; Longamoebia; Acanthamoebidae
Exons: 6
Coding region: 1-1395 (464 amino acids)
Source: RefSeq, a predicted model, not a curated record